AUGAAUAAUAAUUGUGACAAUGAUUUUCAAAAAAGUUUUUCAUGGAGAAGAAAAGUUAUAAUUAAUGGAGUUGAUGCUUAUGAUAUAUUGUCAUUAAAAACAUCAUCAGACAUAUCAAGAAAAUCAUGGACAGAAAUGCUUCAUGGACUUGAAUUUAUUGUUAUGAUAAAAACCAAAAAAUUUAAAAUAAUUUGGUUAAUAUUUCUUAUUAUAGCAGUUUUUGUAUCAAUUUAUUUAACUAUUAUAACAAUAAAUGAAUUUUUUGAAAAUAAAACUGUUACAUUAAAUACAAUUAGAAGAAAAGAAAAAAUUUUAUAUCAUGGUAUAAAUAUAUGUCCUAAAUUUUCAGAUACUUUUAAUUAUGUAAAUAUUAAAAAAAAAAUUCAAAACAUUAGAAAUGAUUUGGAUGACAAGACUAUAAAUGAUUUAAUUAUUUAUACGGUAACUGGAGGUGGAUUUGAUAAUUAUAAUAAAUUUGCCAAAAAUUUUCAUAGUAAUGAAUUAGAUAAUCUUGAUAAUAUAUUACAAGAUAUUAUAAAUUAUUUUGGUAAUUUAAAAAAUUUUUAUUUAUACAUUUUUGAUGAAGAAAAUUUUACUUGUAAAGAUUUUUUUGAAGAAUGUCUAUCUGGAGAUAAAGUACUUGACUGUUGUGAAUUAUUUCAACCAACAUUUAUAUUAAUGCGUGGUAAAUGUUAUCAAUUAAAAAAUUUUUACCAACAUGCUCCUGAUGAAGUUAGUAAAUUAAGAUUAGUUCUUAAAACUUUACCAAGUAUAUUUUUAAAAAAUAAUAACACUCAAGAACAAAUUGUUUUAUAUAAUAAUCCUAAAAGUGGAAGUUUAACAUUAUUUCCAAGAUUUUAUGUUAGUUCUAGAGAUUGGAAUAGAUUUAGAUUUACUAAAAAAAUUUAUAAAUUACUUUAUCUUCAUGAUAAAUGUAAUAAUGAUAAAAAUUAUGAAGGAAUAUAUGUAUGUUAUAGUAAUAAAUGGAUAAGACAAAAAUUACAUGAAAAAUUUAAUUGUACAUUUUUUUAUUUAAUGAAUAAUAAAACAAAUUUACCAUUAUGUUCACCAAAAAUUAUUAUUAAAAAUUAUGAAGAAAUAAUGACAUAUACAUUAACAGAAAAUAAUUGUAAUCAGGCAUGUACAAGAGAAGAAGUUAUAACAGACCUUAUUACAAGACCAUAUAGUUAUACUUUAGCUGGUAUUAAAAAUAUUGAUGCAUCUAAAAUUCAUAUUGAAAUGAGUUAUGAAAAAUUACAAGAAUAUAUUUAUGAAGAUGUAUUAAUUACAACUGCCUCUAGAUUUAUUUCUGAAUUAGGUGGACAUACAGGAUUAUUUGUUGGUUUUACAAUCAUAACAAUCAUCCAAUCUCUAUUUUUUCUAUUUAGAUAUAUAUAUGUAGAAAUGUCAAAAAUGAAACUUGAAAAUGUUAAUGGAAUAAAACUUUAA
Strongyloides ratti is the source of this 1449-nucleotide messenger RNA. Its product is annotated as Na+ channel, amiloride-sensitive family-containing protein. The transcript has 3 exons. Bases 1 to 1449 code for a protein of 482 amino acids. Gene Ontology annotation, cellular component: membrane. NCBI's taxonomy places the organism in Eukaryota, Metazoa, Nematoda, Chromadorea, Rhabditida, Strongyloididae. Gene Ontology annotation, biological process: sodium ion transmembrane transport. Gene Ontology annotation, molecular function: ligand-gated sodium channel activity. The record is from RefSeq and is a predicted model, not a curated record.